Molecule: messenger RNA, 852 nt
Organism: Medicago truncatula (barrel medic)
Lineage: Eukaryota; Viridiplantae; Streptophyta; Magnoliopsida; Fabales; Fabaceae
Exons: 2
Coding region: 157-669 (170 amino acids)
Source: RefSeq, a predicted model, not a curated record
AAGUUUGCGAAAUACGAUUCCCGCUUCGAUUCUACGAUUCAAUCUAAAGCAGCGCCAAAUUAAUCUUCUUUCUCUCUUCUAUUUAAAUUCCUCACUCUUCUCUGCGGAUACCCGAACCGAACCAACCCGGUCCGACCCGAUUCAUCCUCUCAGAAAAUGUUCGGAAGAAUCAGAGCUUCACCGUCGUCGCUGGACACUUUAGAAGGUUCUCCUCCGUCAAAGAUUCUCAAAGACGAUUCUUUCUCUAUCUACGAGGCUACUUUAAUGAAGCUUAAACUCGGAGCCAAACGCGAUACACCGUCAGUGCAAAUUGACGAGGAAGAAGAGUUUAAAAAAGAUUGUUCAGUUACUGAUGAAGUAAGUAUGGAUGUAGAUUCUACUCCAGCAACAGAAAUCGCUUCAAACUCUCCGACAUUGAUGGGAAGAGAUUAUUCUUCUUCUGUAACCAACACAUCACCUAUUGUUGUUACUAGAUUGGGUGAAAGUGUUUCUACUGAGAAUAACUUAGAACAGCCACGGCAAAAUAAUGUUUCAAUUCUUCAUUUUUUUAAUAAAAUUAAGGAUCCUGGAUAUGAUUCUUCGUCGUCGAUGAAGAACAGUUGCUGUGGAUCUGCUUCGUCGUUGGGUUCUGUUGGAUCUGAUGGCACAAGAAGUGAAUUGUGUGAGUGAGUGAAUAAGUGAUAGUUUUUAUUUUAUUUUAUUUGGAAGCAUGAAUGUGGGUAAUUUAUGCCUACUGCGUUUACAUUAUAUUUGUCAUAUUGUGUUGUAUUGUAUUGUAUCUUGCUCUUUACAUUACACUCUAUGUGUAUCAUGAAUUAUUUAAAAUUUAAAUACAACCAAAAGUUUGGUGAA